AUGGUGUCCCUCUUCUCUGGCCGUGUCUUGAUCAGAAACAACAGCAAGCAGGAUAAGUUGGAGACUGAGGCCAAGUUGAGCCACAGGCUGGAGAACUGGCUAGUGCUGCUGUUUUUCGGCCCCAGGUGCCAGGCCUCUGCACCCACCCUCAAAGACUUCUUCUUGCAGCUCACAGACCAGUUCUACGUGCUUCGGGCUGUGCAGCUGGCCCUAAUCUGCGUGUCCCAGGACCCUACAGAGGAGCAACAGGACCUGUUCCUCAGAGACAAGCCAGACUAG
Messenger RNA from Nannospalax galili (Upper Galilee mountains blind mole rat), 279 nucleotides. Its product is annotated as nucleoredoxin-like protein 1. The record is from RefSeq and is a predicted model, not a curated record. The transcript has a single exon. Bases 1 to 279 code for a protein of 92 amino acids. Gene Ontology annotation, biological process: photoreceptor cell maintenance. Gene Ontology annotation, cellular component: mitochondrion. NCBI's taxonomy places the organism in Eukaryota, Metazoa, Chordata, Mammalia, Rodentia, Spalacidae.